ACACCACAAAAACUGCGAUGGAAACGAAAAAAAAAAAGAGAAAAGAAAAAUAUUGAACACAAACUACACAGAAGAGUAGAUCGCCCAACGCUGAAGCACAAUAUCUACACCGUAGUAAAAAGGACAUCAGCAGAUAAACUCAUCCACCAACCAUCCAACCAAACGACAACAAGCAACCGUAGAUGACAGCACAACGAAUCAUUAGAACAAUGCAAUCAUCACACACUGAGAAUCGUCGUCGACCCAUCGGCUCCGGCGGGAACCGCAAGAAGAACCAGUUUGGCACGGUGCUGGCGCUGUCGUUAGCGCUCGCACUCGUCGCACCGGACGCCUCGAUCCUCCCCGGCGCGGAUGCUCUUUCGAGCCAGGGGGUGGUGUCUAGAUUCGAUCAAGACGGCACACACACAGAGGCCGUCCUCCCCGAUUCCUUGUUCACGGCGAGCAGCGGCGGCGACAGAGGAGCCAGGGGAUCCAUCCUGGGCCGGGGCGACCUUUCCCGGGGGCGCCGCCGGUUGGUCUCCAAGAGCACCAAGUCUUCGAAACAUAGCAAGAGCGGCAGCGAAGCGGAUGGAUCCCCCGAACCACCAACCGAGCAGACCACCGCGAAAUCCACGAAGAGCGAGAAGACGCCCUCGAAAUCGACUAAGGUCAAAUCGAAGUCAUUGAAAGWCUCCAAGAGCGGCAAAGUCUCGAAAUCAACCAAGAAAGGAAAAUCGGGAAAUUCGGAAAAAUCGAUGAAAGAAAGCAAAUCGGAAAAAUCAAAGAAAACGGACCCAACCGAUGAGACCGUCACUGCCAGUAGCUCGGCCGCCCUGGCUUCCGGAGAGAACACCGGCCCCGCAAACCUCCCGUUCACCUCGUGGGUCGCAGUUGGGCUUGCUGCCGUCGCCCUGCUGGUGGGGUCGGGUUUGAUCCUGUUCUUCAAGAUGAGGGCGUCCUCGUAUCGAUACGGCGCCAGCAAGCCGAGAAGCCCCGGGAACAACGACGGCGGCAAGUACCGGCCGAUCGACUCGAGCGGAAGGAUCGAAGGAACGAGCACCGGCGAAACGAGCGCCGAAUACGGCGAGGCUGGCAGCGACGAGGACGAGGACGGAACGAGCGCCGAAUACGGCGACGUCAUUUGAGAGCAGAAGGAUCCGCCAACACGGUGCGGCGGGCCCGAUCACCACCAUACCAGACAGCUGGGGCACAUGUACUAGAUAGAACGAUAACCGAUAUAAAUGUUUUGAAUGGAACGGAAUCGAGUCGAAUCGACUCAAAUGACACCAAACAACAAUAUCGUCUGCUGUUGUGGUGUGCUGCUUAACACGGAAUGAAGUGUUCGGAUAUCAAAUUAUCUGUAGAAACCAAACCAAAUUAUUCUUAGUUAGCAAUGCUUCAGUGUGACCUUAAUUUAGUACCACACUACUACUACUACUACUACUACUACUAAGAAGUAGUAGUAGUAUUACUAUGAGUGCCAUCAUAAUACUAUUGACAAGAACUACUAGUAAAACUACUAGUAGUACAAUAGAUCAAUUAUUUGAAA
Messenger RNA from Pseudo-nitzschia multistriata, 1528 nucleotides. The record is from the annotation of a GenBank genome assembly. NCBI's taxonomy places the organism in Eukaryota, Bacillariophyta, Bacillariophyceae, Bacillariales, Bacillariaceae.